UUUCUCGCCUGUCCCAGUCCUGCCUUGUGUCUUUGCUGCCGGCCUCUGUUAGUAGAGGACAAAGCCUAAGUGGGUCCUGCUCGUUUGUAAUUAGCGACCUUCUUAAUUCCAGCUGUUUGCGGGGCGUGCAGAAACUUGCAGUAGGCAAAGGGCAGCAGUGGGAAGGGGCUGGCUGCUGUUUAGAGAUGCAUGGAAUCACAUUUAGGAUUCAAAUCAGCGUGAAAGAACUGCUGGAUACAGAUGUACUUUUAAAGCUGUUAUUUCAUUUACCAGUCAAUUAUCCAUCAACUCUACCAGAUAUUUCCGUUAACUCAGACCAGCUUACAAGGGCCCAAUGUAUGGAUGUGAAAGAUAAAUUACUUGAACAAGCAAAGAAUCAUCUUUCUGAACCCAUGGUACACGAUCUGAUUCUUUGGAUACAGCAGCAUCUUAAAUAUGUCAUUAAGGAAUCAGCAACAGUUUUCAAUGAAAAAACUACUUCGUCAAAAGGAACAAGUACAGAGGAUGGUAUCUGGAUGCUCCUUUUGCAUUUAGAUCACAUGAGAGCAAAGGCAAAAUACGUCAAAACUGUGGAAAAAUGGGCUACAGAUCUAAGGCUGACUGGAAGACUGAUGUUCAUGGGCAAGAUAAUAUUGAUUCUUCUUCAGGGUGACAGGAGCAACAUUAAGGAGUACUUGAUUCUUCAGAAAACUUCUAAGGUAGAUGUGGACUCAAGCGGAAAGAAAUGCAAAGAGAAAAUGAUUAGUGUACUGUGUGAGACAAAAGUACAGUCACAGCAGAAAAGGUUUCAGACGUUUGAAGUCAAAGAAUAUUCAACACUGGAUGAGCUACAAAAGGAAUUUGAAACUGCAGGACUUGCAACUCUUUUCUCUGACUUUGUGCCUCCUCUCUUAAAAUAAAAUUAAAAGAAAACUCUGGACUCUUUCACCAAAGCAGUAGUUGACUGCAGAUGCUGAUGGAAGAUAAAAGGACUAAUUUGGCAAACAACGUUAAAGCUUUUCUGAAAAAAAAUACCAGUAGUAGCCAUCCUUUUGCAAGAAGGAGAAGGCAAUUAGUACAUUAAGAAUUGAUAAUUUUUUGACAUUUGUGUAUUGAUAACUUUUUCCAAGGAAUGUGGAGUUAAUUGUGAUAAUUGCAUGGCGAGCAUGAGAGAUUGGGAAGAAAUAAUGUUAAAAUAAUGGUCUUCUAGUUAGACUCUGUUUUGCAAUCCCCAUUUUUCAAUGUUUUCAUUUAUAUCUGUCAUGGUAGUGGUUUUUCGUAACAGCCUGCUAGAAAGCAUUAUUAAUUUUGCUUUGGAAGCUUAUAUGAAGAUAUUUCUAUAAAAAGCAUAGCAAACACAUAUUUGAAUAUGUGAGGACAGCAUAUACUUAAUAUCCCUUAGGUGUUCAUCUGCUAACUUUUCAUUCUCCAUUUAUUUGACUAUAAAUGCUAGACUGUUGAUUUAAAGAAAAAGCUUAUGUCACUUGGGGCCUGAAAAAACUUAGAAAUGUCUUUUUGAAUGUUAGUUUUUAUUCCAAAAUGUAUAAAAACACCCAAGUGGAGAAUUUAAAUAGAUUAAAAAGCUAAGGUAAAGCCAAUUGUAAUAUUUUCUGUGAUAGUUUACAGAUUCCUUUUUGCACUUUAUCUGGUUUUACUGUCAGUGCAUCUUUAGACAUCUUGAUUCAAUUAAACUGUCAGUGCAGUAUAUAUAAAGACUUCAGUCUUCUGUCUCUCAAGACUUCUGUCAAGUCUUCUGUCAUUUGAGAAGCUGGUAAGUUAUAACUCCCUAUUAAAAUUUCCAUACCUUUAGCAUUUUGUUUUGAUUGGUCAGUGGCCCUGGCCAGCUUAUAAUUUUUUUUUAUCACUAGUCUAUAGUUUGCUUCAGUAUAAUGUUACAAAUUAUAUACAUCAUUUUUACAAAUUGUGCAAGUUCUGUUUGCCUAGGUAGAAUUGGAUACUUAUUUCUUCUUAUAAUUAUUAAUGUACGUUGGUUUCUAUUUUACCUGCUAUCAUUCUCUAGCAAGACUAGAUAAAUUGUCCAGUAGCAAAAAUUUUCAAGUAGUGAGAUUUUCAGUAACUAGCAUUGCCAUUUCAGUUAGUUUUAGCAUGUAGCUAAGCAUGUCCUUUACUGCUCUCUAAAACUCACUCCCAGAAGCCAAACGUCUCAUGUAUUCUUUAACUGAAUAGAUUUGAUCAAUUCAGUGUAAAUUCAUUUAUCUCCUUGCACUGGGGGAAGACUGGUACAAUUUGGUUAGUUCCUGUUGUGUGGUUUGGCAAAUCAUCAUGUAAAACAUUUUGAUGUCUGGUUUCAUACUCGGGCCAUGAAAUCAUACCUCUAUAUGUACACUAGCGAACCAACUAAAACAAACUAUUAAGUUUUUAGGUUUUACUGUUUGAGAUAUCAAGUGCAUAAAGGGUUGUAGACUAUUUGAGAGUUUCUUAAGUUUUUAAGGAGUUUGGUAAUUUUCCUAAUAUGGAGUGUCUCAAAUUCCUGUGUUGCAUGUUAUUUUAUGUACCAAGGCUUAUUUAAUAAGACAAUAGCAAAAGCUCUUCUUAAUGAGUCUUUCGUGUGUAGCACAUACAGUAUUUCAGGCAUGGUAGAAAACAGACUGGGUUAAACAGGUUUUACAAAUCUGCUCUAUGUUAUUUUGAAAUGGCUUCCUGAGAGAAAGGAAAUCAAAUUUUCUAUCAUUUUAAGUGUAUGCGGAGAUGAAUUUUUACUUUUAUAAAGAAUAAAACCCCAGAAGUAUCUUUAAAAUAUUAAAAUAACAUGUAUUUUAAAUUACAGUUUUCAGGAUUGAGCUAUCCUCAGUUAAAAUAGCUAUGUUGAAAAAUUGUAUGUCAGUGGAGUAUAAAGUCUUGAAAGAUGCAGAGGCUUCUCUUCUUAUACUAUGCGAUAGAUCUGACAAGUAUCAAAAACAAGAAAAGGCCUAUGCAUGUGCAGUGUAAAACAUAAUCAGUAUCUCUCUGCAAAUCUAAAUGUUGUAAAGUUUUGCCAGAUGGAUUUUAUGUCCUCAGACAGAUCUUUAAAAUACUCCACUUUUCUGGAAAGAGAAUAAGUAGUAAAGUACUCCAGCACAACCUAUAUCACAACCUUCUCCAUUAAAGUCUAGCUGGAACCUUAUCUAACGUGUAUAAAUAAGUUGUAUAUGCUUUUUGUUGAUUUUGGAAAUUGGGUUGAAUAGCAUACCUAAUCAUGUGAUCUCAAAUUGCAUGUCACUGCAAAAAUAAUUGAGGUGUACAGUUGUUGUGCUCAUCUUUCUUGCAAGAUUAGAUGCAGACGCUCCAACUUUUUCCUCCCUACUCUAAAAGCUACUGUAAUUAGCUGCAUAAGAGAAGCUGUUUGUAGGGUCAGUGGUUGCCAGUUGCACUUGGAUAUAAACUCAUGUAUUUUCUUGAAAACUAUUGCCUGAUGCCUUCUUGGUUAACUGUUUGGUCACAACUAUCAUCGUGCAUCAGCCAAUUUAAAAAGUAAAAAAGUUGAAGAGCAAAUGACAGUUGGGUAAGUUGCAGCUCUCUUCUGAUCUGCGUUCAUCUUCUUGCCAAAUGAAGUUGUAAGCAGCUAGAUGAUUUCUGUACUUCAGGAGUUGUAAAAAGCAGUUUAUACAAUCAAUUUUUAUCAUAGUUGAAUUUGUUACUCGCUAACUUAUAUUGGACAAAUCAACGAGUCCAGCCUAGGAAAAGACUGCAGUUUUUUUGCUUGGACUGAUGUACUUCAGGAGAAUUACAAAUCUGAUCAGCUUGAUACUGUUCAGGCAGCAGAGAACAUGAAAACUGAUGUCAGGCUGAUUCUGUCAAAGCAAAUACUUUUGCCUACCUAUCAAUCAGUCACUUAUUUUGAAGGGUAGGAGGAUAUCUUGUGUUCAGACAAGUAAACAAUAUUUUUAAAGGUUGUUCUUUUGGAAGAAUGUUGCAGCUGUCUGUUAACUGAUGGUUUGUUUGCAUUUAUUGUAAAAAGAGAUGGGCAAGCCUGUGAGCCCCUGGGGCACAAAAGUCAUCAAAAUGCUUACUGUGGUGCAUGUUCUGCCCUCCAAGGGAACUGAAGCAGACACAGAAGAAUAAAAUGUGGGGAAAUAAAGUCAAAACUCUUGAGAAUCAUUAAAGAAUGCAUAUCAGUGCCUAAAAAGUUAGUGAAGUGUAUAUAGCUAUCAGAAUCAGACAAUUCAAUUGCAAGGAAAAAGAAAUUCACAAAGAAAAAAUGGUUUAACAAACAAUAUCCACAAGAAAGCUAGUUUCUUAUAAUAUAAAUAGUUCUUUGAACAGUGUGCUUAGUAAAGUCUGGUUUCCCGCGGACAUUCUUGUAUUCUAAACAAUUGCACACAUGAAGCCUUUCUUGCAGAAGAGACAUUCAUGAUGGAACUCUCCCAGGUGGGUUCCCCAAUGCCUGAGGUUGAUUGUGCUUUCUGUAUAAAUCAUUAAAGUAUCAAUAGCAUUUUUAUUCUCUGCUAUGUGUUUUCAGCAAAGUUGUAGAAACUCGGUUUCUUUCAAGCUAGUAACCUCUCAUUUUAUUUGAAAUGAGUUGAAUUCAAAAGUUUUAGAAGAAUUUUGUUGUGUAAAUAUAAUAUGUUUGCUUCCAUACAGACAGCACAGCUGCAUGAAGUUUCAUUUGAAAAUCAGGCUAAAAUGAAAACUGUUGCAAUAGGAUGGACUACUUGAAGAAUCAGGUUUUUAGGACAAAACUGUGAUUUGACUGGUCUUUUUGAAUCCCUUGGCUUAUUAAGUGUGAAGAAAACAGAAAAUAGGUUAAGAAAUAAGGGUAUAUAGAAAGAGGAGCAAAACCCCUUAUUUGCACAGUCAUUUUUGCAUGAAUACAUUGCAUCCAAAGUGUCUGUUCUAAUCCUGAGGAGACAUGCUCGAUCCAGUCUGCUAAACUGCGGUUGAAUUAACUGCAGUUGGGUGGGCAUCCACCAGUCACUAGAAGAGAUGGCACUGGCUGUGCCAGGCGGGUUUGUUAGAAAAUGGCACAUGUUCACUUUUUCUGCUCCUUUCAUAUGAUUCAUGAGUGUUGUAGGUCUGCAUUUUCUGUUGUACGAGAAGAAAGAUGGUCUGGUCUUCUGAGGACUUCUCUCUCAUUACCCUGUGUGCAGCAAGCAUAAACUGAAGUAACCAGAAGGGCAACAUGAGAUUUUUUUUUUACUAUUCAUGUAACAUCAGGUCUUGCUACAUAUGUAUGCUCCAACUUCGGCAGAGUAGUGAUGACUGUGGAAACAAGGACUUUGGAGUGCUAACAGAUUAAAUUGCUCAAUUCUGCAAGAAAUGAAUCGUUCUACAGUUUUGUGUUUUAGCAUUGUUACUGACCGUCAUUAUGACCAAGGUCUGUGGAGAAAACCAUCUCUGUCUUGGUAGAGGGAGGAGCAGGAAUAAAACUCCCUUCUUUUCUGUAUUAAUUUUUCAAGGCAUUAUUUAUAGCAUUAAUAUGUACUAUUUAUAUUUAAAGGGUUUUAUUAUCCUCUCUUGUAAAGAAACCUUUAUGAGCAGCACAUACUGUGAAGUAGCCUACUGUUCAGGAGAAUAGCAUGGCUUCAGGGGAAGUAAUGCCAAGUUCCAGAGCAGGGAAAUACUUUUAAUGGGGGACAUCGUUAGUAUUGGGAAUUCACCAUUUUUUUUUUUUUACUUAUUCAGUCUCGUUAAGAUUAUAAUUCUUACACCUCACCCCCCCUUGCCAUUUGUUAUUUGCUGUUACAGGGAGGAGAAGACACUGUAAGAACUCCUAGAUGAAAUCCUUGACAUAAUCAAUUAAAAAAAGAUUGAAAGUAGAUUUGAUUGUUUUGUGAAUAAGGCUAAUUUUUGUGGUUUUGUAAUUCUAUCUCAUUUUCCUAUAAGUCUGCUUCUUAUUUCUGUAUGAAUGACCCACAAAACCCAGAGAUUAGUAUAAAUUAGAAGUACUGUAAUGAGCUUAAAGAAACUUCAUAGUGGAAAAAAUACUUUGUUUACAUUGUUUCUUUUAAAAAUAGUUUAAUAAACCCUACAUACGGAUGAUUUAAAAUCUUGUGUCCCUUGAUUUGUUCAGCUUUAUCUGUGAAAAUACAAACAUAAUCAUAUUAUAGUUCCUUGAAAUAAGAUGAUGAAACGUUGCACACACUGUAUUUCUGCCAGAGUUUGAGACUGAAAUUGCUUAUAUUAUAAAAUAGUGCAGUUGCUGGAAUCAACUUUCAUAUAUCU
Molecule: messenger RNA, 6141 nt
Organism: Athene cunicularia (burrowing owl)
Lineage: Eukaryota; Metazoa; Chordata; Aves; Strigiformes; Strigidae
Gene: RWDD3
Product: RWD domain containing 3
Exons: 4
Coding region: 186-899 (237 amino acids)
Biological process (GO): positive regulation of hypoxia-inducible factor-1alpha signaling pathway; positive regulation of protein sumoylation
Molecular function (GO): protein binding
Source: RefSeq, a predicted model, not a curated record